GGGUGCCACAUAUAAUCGCUCCCGUGCAGGAGUUGGACGUCUGAGUGAACGUUACAGGUGGAGCGCGCAUAUGCAAGCGCGUCGAGCCGGAUCCGGGGACGAGAAAAAACCUGCAGCAGCCUCAACCGCCUCUCCGAUGCGGAUCCCUUCGCAACUCCUUCACGAGAUGGGCGCCAUGGCGAUGAUCUCCUCCAGCAUCCCUCACCAGUAGCCGGGCAGCAUGGCUCCGGCUCCUCCUUCCAGAGAGGACACCAGCAGCUCCUCAGCACCGCGCUGGAGGUUAACGCCGACAUAGAUCGGGUUUAAAAACACACAACUUAUGAGCCGCCUCGCGAGGACGACCUGCGCCGGAGCGGCGGCGGCGGCGGCGACCACGACCACGACCACGACCACGACAUCUGGACUGAGACCGUGAAACCAUGUCCUGCCUCUGAAUCGGGUGCUUUGGCCGGCGGAGCUGGACCAAACCCGGACUCUGAGCCAUGUCUCUUCUCUCGGCCCUGAGCAUCGUCUGUGGCUUGAUGCUCCAUGUUUCAUACAGCGCACCCAACACUCACUACUGUGUCCCACGGAAGACCGUCCCCUACCAGAACGAGCUGAAGUUGUUCAAAGAAGAAGGGAUCUUCAACUACUCCACGAUGCUGAUGAGAGACGACCUCGGCGUGCUGCUGCUGGGCGCCCGAGAGGCCGUGUACGCUCUGGACAUCGACGACGUCUCCGUCAAAAAGGACGCGGUGUAUUGGCGAGUAACCGAGGAGAAGCAGAGGGAGUGCACGUACAAAGGGAAACACGCCGAGGUGGAAUGCCGUAACUACAUUCGAACCCUGCACAGAGUGAAUGACACCACGAUGUAUGUGUGCGGCACGAACGCUUUCAGCCCCAUCUGCGAUUACAUGACGUUCGUUAACGGACAGCUGAGGCUGGAGGGGAGGCAGGAAGAGGGGAAGGGGAAGUGUCCUUUCGAUCCCUUCCAGAGAUACUCCUCCCUCAUGGUCGGAAAUGACCUGUAUUCUGCUACAUCCAUCAACUUCUUGGGCUCCGAGCCGGUGGUUCUGCGCAGCUCGGACUUGGCUCUCCGCACAGAGUUUAAGAGCUCCUGGCUCAGUGAGCCGAACUUCAUCUACAUGGACUUUGUGGGUGAGAGUUUCGACAGUCCCGACGGGGAUGACGACAAGGUGUACAUGUUCUUCAGUGAGAAUGCCAUGGAGUACGACUUCUACAGCAAAGUCACGGUGUCCCGAGUGGCCCGUGUCUGCAAGGGGGAUAUGGGCGGCCAGCGGACGCUGCAGAGGAAAUGGACGACGUUCCUGAAGGCUCGUCUGGAUUGUUCCCUCCCUGAACCCAGCCUGCCCCCCAUUGUCCAGGACGUCUUCCUGCUGAAGGACGAGCAGGACUGGAGGAAGAGCGUCUUCUACGCUGUCUUCACGCCGCAGUCGAGCUUGUCCCAGGUUUCCGCGGUGUGUGCGUAUCGCGUGUCCGACAUUCGGAACAUUUUCAACGAGGGCAAGUUCAAGACGCCCGUCGCCGUGGAGACGUCUCACGUCAAGUGGGUGAUGUACACCGGAGAGGUGCCGGUCCCGAGACCCGGAGCGUGCAUCAACACCGUGGCACGUAACAUGGGGAUGAAUCGCUCUCUGGACCUCCCCGACAAAACCCUCCAGUUCAUCAGGGACCGGCCCCUCAUGGAGGAGGCCGUGCGCCCGCUGACCGGAGGCCCGCUGCUGGUCAAGAGGGGCGCUUUGCUGACCCGGAUUGCGGUGGACAGCGUGUUGGCGCUGGACGGACGGAGACGCGCGGUCAUGUUCAUCGGCACUGAAAACGGUUACGUUCAGAAGGCCGUCAACUACGCGGGAGAGAUGUUCAUCAUCGAGGAGAUUCAGCUGUUCGAAGACCCCGUGCCCAUCAGCAUCCUGCGCCUCUCGUCCCGCAAGGGCCAACUGUAUGCGGGUUCAGAGUUCGGUGUCAUCCAGAUGCCGCUGAGUAACUGCAGCCGCUACGGCUCCUGUGUGGACUGCGUCCUGUCCCGGGACCCUUACUGCUCCUGGGACCUCGCCACCCAGGGGUGCUCCUCGGUCCACGGCUCGUCGCCAUCCUCAGGCGCCGCUCUACAGAGUCUGGAGGAGGGCGACGUCACGCAAUGUCCCCGGCUAGACCCGGCAGCAGCUGUGGACUUCAACCUGGUGCCAGAGAACAACAUCCAGCUGCCCUGCCAGCUCCACUCAAACUUGGCGCGGGUCCUGUGGCGGUUCUCCGACCGGACGCUUCACUCCGGCGACAAAUACUACAUCUACGACGGGGGGCUCCUCAUCCUGGGCGCCUCGGAGUCGGACGUCGGCCGUUACUCGUGCGACUCGGUGGAGCUGAUCAACGGCAGGGCGUACAACCGGACCGUGGCGGUUUAUCGAUUGCGGCUCGACCCCGGCGCGGCGGCGAGCGCGACGGCGGUCACGACUCCCGGCGUCCAGGUGACGAAAUCCUCGAACUCUGUCCCCGGUCCGAGAGCGGCCACCCCGGCGCCGGACGACGAGGUCGACGAAGACCUGCCGCCGUCCGCCGAGAACCAAAGCGACGCGGGGAAGGUGACCCGCUUGGAGGUGGCCGUGGCUCUGCUGUCGCUGGUCUGCCUCGGCCUGACGGGCGUCGUGUUCUGGACCUGGACUCAGGGACGCACGAGGGAGUGCUUCAAGUUUGCGAAGCGCACCGGCGAAGGCGAGGUCAAGAGGCAGUCCGCCGAAUACAUGCACAUCCAGAACAGGACUUCGGAGAUUAAGUUCCUGGGACCUUUGCCCGGAAGGCCCGGCAGCGCCAAUAAUAAUCACUCUGCGGUUGAUUUCAAAGGGAACGGGGAGCACCACUUCACACCGAUGGCCAACAUUUCAAGUCUCGACGGUCUGGGAUAUAUAAACGAUGAGUCAGAGAUUUGACUCUGAGGGUAUCGAACUCCAUCCGAGGCCAACGAAAGGUCGUGCCACCGUGGAGAAAUGGUACAUUCUUUUGACGAGGUGUCCUGUUCCUCCACCGUCUUAUCGUUUCCGUACGCUGACGCUCGUGUUCACUGUUAAAGACUUCUUCUCUGGUGGAAUUUUCACUCCAGGAAACAGUCGAAAAGUCUCUUAUUUUUUACGGAUAUCAUUUUUUUUUUUUUUUGUACAAUGAGAAAGUGUGAAAUACACACUGUGUAAUAUAUUGUGUACAGGUAAAAAAAAAAAGAAGAAAAAAAAGAUUUAUUUAUUCGUCGUGUUUUUUUUUCUCGCAAACGUAAUACGUGCGAUCGAAGUCUUGGAACUCUUCGAUAGUCAGCAACAAUGAACAAGUAGCAAAACACGUUGACCUCUUGUUUCCGGGCAGAUUUAAUUUCAUGGACUGUUUAUUCAAGACAACAUUCAUCAGAUGAGCGUACGGUCCAGUCUUUGGUUGUGUUAAUAAUUGAUCAAUAGCCUGUACUUCAUAUUUCAGGGUAGCUGUAAAACAACAACAACAAGAUAACAGUGGACUACAAACUUACAGCUGUAUUUAAAAAGGCACAGUGUGUAGGAUCUGGUGGCAUCGAGCAUUGCAGACAGGCACCGAAAAAAAAGCCUUAAACCUGCAUUCUCUCUAGUGGCCAUCAGGGGGCGACUCCUCCGGUUGCAAAGAGAAGUCUGGUUGCGUAGAAGUCUAUGAGAAAAUGACUCUACUUUCUCAUUUAAUUUUAUUACCUCAGUGAACAUUGUGAUUUUAUGGUCUAAAUCGCUAUAGUUUCAAGUCUUCUUCAAAACACUGCGAUGUCCAUAAAGCAGUAUUAAGGCGGGGCUAUACCCAUGUGAUUGGCAGAUGCUCUACGUCACUCCUUCGCAGUCGAAAAUAUGGUCGUAGCACAUUAAAAAAAAUUAAAAAUGACUCACGUUACCACACUUUCAGCGUGAGAAAAACUACGGUGGCCUUCAGAUAACGUUAAAAAAAAAAAAAAAAA
Cyclopterus lumpus (lumpfish) is the source of this 3952-nucleotide messenger RNA. RefSeq lists its product as uncharacterized. The record is from RefSeq and is a predicted model, not a curated record. Bases 483 to 2924 code for a protein of 813 amino acids. Lineage: Eukaryota; Metazoa; Chordata; Actinopteri; Perciformes; Cyclopteridae. The transcript has 14 exons. Gene Ontology annotation, biological process: negative chemotaxis; negative regulation of axon extension involved in axon guidance; axon guidance. Gene Ontology annotation, molecular function: chemorepellent activity; semaphorin receptor binding.